Messenger RNA from Colletotrichum higginsianum IMI 349063, 213 nucleotides. RefSeq lists its product as uncharacterized. The record is from RefSeq and is a predicted model, not a curated record. The coding region runs from base 1 to 213 and encodes 70 amino acids. NCBI's taxonomy places the organism in Eukaryota, Fungi, Ascomycota, Sordariomycetes, Glomerellales, Glomerellaceae. The transcript has 4 exons.
AUGGGUCUCGUCGACGCGAAGAACAAGGUCCCGGAGCUCCAGAAGUUCUACCAGACCGCCUAUAAGGAGCACACCCGUGUCUGGAAGAUCAACCCUCGUAGCCGUCUCUACAUGACCCCCUACGUUAUCCUCCUGUGGGGAAGCAUCGGUGCUUCUUUCUACGGUGCCGGCCGCAAGGUUCUUGGCUACAACACCUACUUCGGCAAGAACUAG